Molecule: messenger RNA, 700 nt
Organism: Verticillium dahliae VdLs.17
Lineage: Eukaryota; Fungi; Ascomycota; Sordariomycetes; Glomerellales; Plectosphaerellaceae
Exons: 1
Coding region: 273-497 (74 amino acids)
Source: RefSeq, a predicted model, not a curated record
UCUGCUAUUGAUAGAGACACUUUUGAUGAGACGAGCAAGGGCCUGUUGCAUGAUGAGAUCGUGAGCCAGAUGAGUAAUGGACAGUGCUCCAAGCGAGAACACUGUAUUUAUGGACACUGGUCCCCCGGGUUUCGUGCACUCCAGUAUCUUCUGGGUGCUCUUUACUGCAGGCUAUACGGUGCAAAAUAACAGUGCGGGGACGACCUCAUGAGGCACCCAGCAACGGAGCCCAGAACGGCCCUGUAGGUUCCGAGGCCCCUGCAUCUUUCCUCAUGAUCGACUCAGGACCACGAGAUUGGGACGAGCAGUCAUACGCCCAUGACGAAAGACCGUUGUUCCCAAGGGCAGCUGAAGAUCGUUUCGAAAACCAGAUGAUGCAGGCGGAAGAUGCAAAGCUUGUCAGUGCGAGGAGACGCCCCGGCAGGCAAGCUGAUGGCCCGACAAGUUCUCGUCCUGUUUCCGUGUACGACGUUGCUUCGCCAUCAGCUGUCAGCUGAAGAUCAUCAUGAUCUGUUCACGAUCGAUCUGCGAGCCAAGACUUGUCAAACGAGCUGAUUUGAAUCCAGAAACUCGAGAAUGGUGCGCGGUUGGCGAUAUGGAGCAGACAGACCACCGAAUGCUGCCAGCCGGGUGUUGGCUUGCUCUCUCUCUCUCUCCAUCUCCUCUACACCACAGAAAGAAUCCCGAGAAAGAAUCCUGC